Messenger RNA from Seminavis robusta, 2378 nucleotides. Lineage: Eukaryota; Bacillariophyta; Bacillariophyceae; Naviculales; Naviculaceae. The record is from the annotation of a GenBank genome assembly.
UACGUAACAGCCGUUUCUGGCCGAUUUUCUGAUGUUUGCCGGAACCGUUCACAUCUUUUAUCCCAUGGAGAGAGGUGCGCCGAAGGACCGCGACACACAAAUUUUCGAAACUAACUGUUUCCAAUCGGGAUUUAGGUGGAAACAACUGUCCUGUUUCCUUGGCUCAACUCACAAAUUGCUCCACUUUUAAAGCAAGUACGAAGAUAGAACACAAGAAAGACGGGGUCUUUUCCUUUUCUCGCAAUCAAGUCUAUCUGAUCUACCUUUCCCCUCUCCCUUCCAUCACCAUGAUAUUGCCAACGCUACUACUUUUGCUUCUCCAUCUGGCCACUGCCGCCAAGGACAACGACUACUACUUCCCCGGCUUUGUGAACCCCAACACGGACAACAAAAUGUACUGGAAGGACUCCAUCAAUGUCCUGCAGGAUCUGGAUCAGUUUGAAUCCCUCUACGUUCGAUACCAUCAUUGCGUUUGGUCCAAAUACGGCACCCGCUAUGGUACCGGUCAAAACUAUGAUGAACAAGACGGCGAUGAAGACGAUGCCGAUGCAGAUAAUGGCUGUGGAGGCUGGGGUGGCGAGAACUACUGGUACAUGGGCCGCACUCAGUGCUUCAAGGCCAACGUGGCGUAUUCCUUGUACGGAGUUCUCAAGGGAGAACAAGCCAAGAGCAAGCGUGGAUCUUUCUGUCAUGGAGACUCCUACAUCAAUUCCUUCUUUAGUACAUUCGGCGUCGAGAGUUUUGCAGGACCCAUGGGGGUUGGUGUGGAUACGGCCAAUUCCUACUGUGCCAGUACCAACAGCAAUGGGAAUUAUAAUGCCAACAGCGGUGAUGGUGAUGAUGCUGGUUAUGACGAUGCCAAAGCAGAUGAUGACUAUGUGGGCGAUGACUACACGUUCUAUCACUUUGAUGAGUACACGAGCUCUGGAACAGGAUGCGCAGCCAACGGGAACUUUGUCAAGGACUCUUACAACGGUGCCUUUUGUCAGGGCUCCAAGUACAAUACCACCUUGGACCAGCUCAAGGAGUUUAAUGAGGCUUUGCAAGCGGUGGAAUGUACUCAGAUUUACAGUUUCAGUGGCGGUGGACAAAACGAUGAUGAUGACAAACGCCGCGACCGACGACGUACCAACGAAGAUGAGAACUACGACUUUGCAUACAUGAAUCCCAUUCAAGUACUGUCCUACAGCAAGUCCUGCAGUCUCUCUCAGUAUCCCAAUGACUGCCCUGAUCCCCACGGAAAGAAGGCAACAUACGGCAAGAACAUUCAACGAGCACUGGCCUACAAGACGGGAAAUAUGCGUGACUGGGGCGCUCAGACUCUCAAGGUAUUCUCUUGGAUCUUCCUUGCUGGAGCCUUGACACUGGGCGCCAUGGCCAACUUUAUUCAUCCUGGAGAACGAAGAUCAAAGAUUCGUGCCAAGCUGGGCAAGAAGAUGCGCAAGAUUGGAAGGCUUGGUAAGAAGAAACGUUCCAAAAACAAGGCGCUUACGUCCUCUGGAAGUGGUGACACCACGGACACCAGUUUGAGUGGUGCAACGAAUGAUCGUUCCCCAAAACGAUCCUCCCCAAGACGAUUGGGAAGGUUUCUAAGCAUGUUCAAGAAAGAGGAUUCCACACCAGAAACCGCGGAGAAUGAUAGCACGGAAGUGUCGUUGGGUAACUAUGAGUUGUCCACUGGUUACUUUCUCCGUGGCAAACCAAGUGACGAUGAAGAGAUAGAAGGUGGCAAUGGUACAGCUCCUCCGUCGCCGCCAAGGACGCUUGGCAGCUUUUCGUACUGGGGAGAUACAGGUAUGGAAGCACCGAAAUCACUAGACGACGCAAGUUUUACUGCAAGCGAUAGGGCAAGCGAUAGGGCAAGUGCUACUGCAAGCGAUAGGGCAAGUGACAGGGCAAGUGACAAGAGUUCCCCCUCCAACGGCCCAGAAACCUUGACCGUCCUAGCAGUUGAGGAACCUGCCAGUAAAAAGAAGCGCGGUAGCUUCUUGGGAAAAUUGGGCAAGUCUUUCAAGAAUAAAGAGUCCACCACGAACGCCCCCAAGGACGUGAAGGGUUCGAUUGUGCGAAGCCUUAGUUUCCGCAAACGCGAGUCAACCCCCAAGAGUCCUGGAACUAGCAGGAAAGGGAUCCUGCGAAGCUUCAGCUUGGGAGGAAAGAAGAAGCAGACUGCUAACCAAGAACCUGAUGAAGAGCCCGUGGAACUGACUCCCGCAAAUAGUGCCAUUCUCCCUCCGCCAACCAUCCAGAAAACGUUCACUGACGCCGUUCAGAUCAUCUUGCCUAACGGCCAACAACAACAGGAAGAGCAACCACCUUCUGAUGCCAAGCCAGCUGAAGAGGACUCCAAACUUCAAGACAGCCUUUACAGUCUCUGA